UUUCAUUCACAGUUAUCAUCCGGUGGCGCUUAUACACAUUAGCACAUUUUCUAUUCAACCGAUCGAUCAAAGAAGCUGCUCCGAAAAAAAUGAUGAAGAUCGUUAUAACUUUAGCUUUAGUUCUAGCCACAGUCAAUUGUACCAAAGUUCAACAGUGCAAAGGCCUGCCGGUUCCACUGGAUGUGAGGAUUAAGGAUUGCGAUGAACCGCCUUGUGUUGUGUAUAGAGGGUCCAUUGCUGUGAUGGAGGUGCACUUUCUGGGCAAUAAUAAUAAUAUCAACAGCAUCACGGCCACGACGACGGCUAAAGUGCUGGGCAUGAAUCAGCCGUAUGAUCUGCCCGACGAGGUUUCAGAUGUGUGUCGCAACCUUAUGUACGGCGCCAUCUGUCCCAUCGAUAAGGAUGAGGAUGUCACCUACCAGUUCAACUUCUACGUGGAGACUUGGUUCCCGGAAAUCACAGCGGAUGUCACUGUCAAACUUAACGAUGCCCAGAACGAACCGAUCACUUGCUUUGUCGUGAGCUGCAAGAUCCGGAAGGGAGCAACUGCAUCGCAACGGGACGAGUACCUAUUGGACUGGACGAACCCUGGGGCCAUUUAAUCCGGCGAUGUACGCCACUCCACCGAUGUGGUCCGACUGAUUGUUCCCACUUAUCAAUAAACUCAAAACGAUUACAAAGAUAACCGACUUUAUUUACAUUGACGACGUCACGGAUGCCACUUCUAGGCGCCCUACAAACAUUAGUUUUGGAUUUUUCCCUCUGACGCCUGCGUAAUAUAAGAGUCAGAGGAGCUAUCUCUUGAUAAGGUCACAUAUGAAAAGUCCAGACAGCUUACUAACUUACUCAAAGCCGUCAAUAAAAUCGACUGACUUGGAAUAGACAACUCAGUAACUAAUAUCUUUCUUUGUUAUAAUAAUAUGAAUACAUAUAUAAGUACUCAUGUGCAUAGGUAUUUGGUAUUCUUAGAUGAUUGAAUUUGGAAUUGACAAGUUUUAAUGACAGAACAAAUAUCUUAUUAUGACUAUUUGUUUUAAAAUCCAAAACUGUUGACCCUCGUGCUUCAAGGAAGCCCUAGGCCUUUUGACCAAUAUAAACAGUUUUAUUAAACGGCCAUGGCCUUGGUGGAUAGUACUUUUGCUCUAUAGUUGGCUCACCGCCUGAUGGGAGAGGAAAACUUUUGAGUUAAAGCCUGAGGCGACAAGUGGCGCCACUUCGGAGGGCUCGCGUCCACGGGUCUCCGGCAAGUAGCGCUUCGUAAGGCCGAAGAGCAGCAAGCAGGUUACUGAGAAUGGCAGGAAGACCAAGGCUCCGAAGGCGUUCUGCAACGUGGGAAAGGCCAUGCCAAUGAUAAAGUUGCAGAUCCAGUACACUACGCUGCCCAGCGACAUGGCAGCUGGGCGGGGGGCAAGUUCGAACAGUUCUGACGAGGGUCAAAAAACAAACGACGUCGGUUAGCGAUCGAUUUCAAGAAAGUGAGGCAACGCACCUGCUCCGAUAAAGAAGGGCAUGGGGCCCAGUCCGAACUGAAAGAAGAAUAUGUACAGGAAAAUGCAGCCAAUGCAGCCCAUGGCAAACCAGCUGAAGCUCUC
Drosophila biarmipes is the source of this 1592-nucleotide messenger RNA. RefSeq lists its product as uncharacterized. The transcript has 3 exons. Lineage: Eukaryota; Metazoa; Arthropoda; Insecta; Diptera; Drosophilidae. The record is from RefSeq and is a predicted model, not a curated record. Gene Ontology annotation, biological process: sterol transport. Gene Ontology annotation, molecular function: sterol binding. The coding region runs from base 90 to 602 and encodes 170 amino acids.